Molecule: messenger RNA, 570 nt
Organism: Leptosia nina
Lineage: Eukaryota; Metazoa; Arthropoda; Insecta; Lepidoptera; Pieridae
Source: the annotation of a GenBank genome assembly
AUGAUGUUAUAUACCCUAAAGCCCUUUUCUAUAAAUGUUGUAACCGACAAAAAUUUGAAAACUGAUUUUUUAUGUUAUGCUGAUGAUACUCUUGUUACUGCUAGAGCAAGAUCUUUCCCGGAGGAAUCGGUUUUAGCGACAGCUGGUGUGGCUGAUGCUGUUGAUCGUAUUAGUCGCUUAGGUUUAGAGGUUGCUUUGAAUAAAUCAGAAGCUAUUUGUUUUCAUGGACCUCGUAAAGCACCUCCUGUUGGCUCUGUUAUUAUUGUAGGAGGUGUUUCGAUAGCCUUGCAGUCAACAAGUAUCUUGGCCUUGUUCUUGAUAGUAGAUAGAAUUUUAAUGCUCAUUUUAGGUGUUUAUCUCCAAAACUACUGCGGACAUCUGGUGCUAGGCUACUUCCCAAUUAAAAUGGUCCUAAUUAUUUGUGUCGGCAAUUGUAUAUGGAAAAGUUCACCUUUAUGGGUCCCCAAUUUGGGCAGACUCUUUGUCAAAUCGAGAUAUUAUUCUCUUGCGGAGGCCGCAGAGAAUUUUAGCUAUCAGGAUUACUCGUUCAUACCGGACAGUUUCUUUUGA